Carica papaya (papaya) is the source of this 4043-nucleotide messenger RNA. Its product is annotated as kinesin-like protein. Gene Ontology annotation, biological process: microtubule-based movement. The record is from RefSeq and is a predicted model, not a curated record. Gene Ontology annotation, molecular function: microtubule motor activity; microtubule binding; ATP binding. Lineage: Eukaryota; Viridiplantae; Streptophyta; Magnoliopsida; Brassicales; Caricaceae.
UUGAAUCUCUCUCUCUCUCUCUCUGUGAACUGCACGCUCCAUUUAUAGAAAAACAAAGUUUCUCUUUGGGAAUUUCUCUGUACAGCCAUGAAAACCAUAACAGAGAUCAGGGACUCUCGAUUUCUCGGAAGCAUAUCCACUUCUUCCAUACGCAAUCUGCUUCCUAGAUCCAUGUCUACGAAGAGCCCUAAAAAGACCAAAUCCAACAAUGAAAACACUCCUCCAGUUGAUCCAAACAUCCAGGUCAACAACGGCAGUGAUGAGUUUACGAAGCUAUAUUCGCAGUCCAAAUCGUUGACCACCGAGAGACAGAUCGCUUCAUCUAAAACCCAACCUGAAGUAGUAGCGCCUGUGGACCUAUCUAUCCAGAAAGAGAUAGCAGACUCAGGUAAUCACUGUGAAGUAACCGAGCAUUCAGAUCCGGCAGUGGAGGUUGUAGUGAGAAUUAAACCUGUAAACGAGAUGAACCAGGCAGUCAAGAAGGUUUCUUCAGAUACACUAUCUGUUGGCGAUCGGAAGUUUACUUUUGAUUCAGUUCUUGACUCAUGUUCCAAUCAGGAACAUGUCUUUCAGUUAGUUGGAGUUCCUUUGGUUAAAAACUCUUUAGCUGGUUACAACACCGCAGUACUGUCAUAUGGACAGACUGGAAGCGGAAAAACCUAUACAAUGUGGGGCCCCCCAAGUGCCAUGGUUGAGGAUCCUUCACCUGGUAGCCUCCAGGGCAUUGUUCCUCGCAUCUUCCAAAUGCUUUUCUCCGAGAUUCAUCAAGAGCAAGAUAACUCUGAAGGGAAACAGAUAAACUAUCAGUGCCGUUGUUCCUUUCUUGAGAUAUAUAAUGAGCAAAUUGGAGAUUUACUUGAUCAAACUCAGAGGAAUCUUGAGAUAAGGGAUGAUCCGAAGAAUGGUUUAUAUGUUGAGAACUUGACCGAGGAAUAUGUGACUAGCUAUGAGGAUGUGACUCAAAUUUUGAUAAAGGGACUUUCAAGCAGAAAAGUUGGAGCAACCAGCCUCAAUUCAAAAAGUUCGCGCUCCCAUAUUGUAUUUACUUUCAUCAUUGAGUCUUGGUGCAAGGAAACCUCAUCAAAAUGCUUUAGUAGUUCAAGGACAAGCAGGAUCACUCUCGUUGAUCUAGCAGGACCAGACAGGAAUAAACUUGAAGAAGCAGGUAGACAAUGUGUAAAGGAAGGCAAAAAUGUGAAGAAGUCCGUAUCACAGCUUGGCCACUUGGUACAUGCUCUCACAAAUGGACUCUACACUGGAAAUUCUAAAGAUACUCUCUACAGAGACUCCCGUCUCACAAAUGGACUCUACACUGGAAAUUCUAAAGAUACUCUCUACAGAGACUCCCGUCUAACACAUCUACUGCGAGAACCGCUUGGUGGGAAUGCAAAACUCACACUUAUCUGUACCAUCUCCCCAGAGAACAAAAAUAUUGGCGAAACACUCAGCACUCUCAGAUUUGGACAAAAAGUUAGAUUGAUAAAAAAUGAUCCAGUAGUAAAUGAGAUCUCAGAGGAUGAUGUCAAUGACUUGAGUGAUCAGAUUCGUCAGCUCAAGGAGGAGCUUAUAAGGGCAAAAUCUGAUGCGCAUUCAAUUAGGACUAACAAUGGAUACUUCAGAGGGCGAAAUGUACGGGAAAGCCUUAAUCAAUUGAGAGUUAGUCUUAACCGCUCUUUAAUCUUACCAUGUAUAGAUAAGGAUGACAAGGAAGAGGUAAAUGUUGAUGAGGAUGAUGUACGGGAGCUUCGUGAAGAGAUUGAUAAGUUGCAUAGUUCUUGUGAAGAGAAUUUAAGAGAUCCAUCUGGCAUCAGAGAUUCAGUCCAGUCUUCUUUUGUGAGUGCAAGCUGCUGUGAGGCUGAAUUAAUGAGUGAAGAUGAAGUCUGCAUGGAAGACACUGAAAUUGAGGAAGUUGGUUUGGAGAAACCGCAACAAGAACAUCACAAGGAUAUUACUGGUUCAGCAGACGAAUCAAAUAACUCAAAAAUAUCAAGUGCCAUUGAUCAUUCAUUCAGAAAUAGCAUUUCAAUCAGCACUUGCCGUCAGUCUCCACUCCUCCAAGAGCCAACCUUUUCAGAGUCUCCUAAAAUUGGAAAUAAGCAAAGGAAAAGCAUGGCUUUUUUACCAACAUCUUUGGCCAGUCAGAACAAUGUGUCAGAGAGCUCAAGCUUCAACUCGGAUGCGCUACAACAGUCAUUCAGACAAAGUGAACACAUCCGUUCCUCUUUGCGUUCAAGCAAGAUAUUUCCUGGUGCUACCGAAUCUUUGGCUGCCAGUCUUCACAGAGGUUUGCAGAUAAUUGACCAUCAUCAGAGGAACUUGGCAACAGACACAUCUUCUGUUUCCUUUUCGUUUGAGCACUUGGCACUCAAACCUUGUCCAGAAGUUGACAAAGCCAAUUCUUCUAUUCAAACAUUACAAGAAGAGCUAUCAACUGGAUCAUCUUCUUCUUUACUUUGUUCAUCGUGCCGACAGAAGCUUAAUAAUGACAAUUCUAAUGAGGUACAAGAUAGCUUAAAGACAUGGAUUGUACCAAUUGAUAAAGCAGGGAAUUUGACUAAAGAAGCAGAGAGUGAUUUGGUGGAAGCUAUUAACAGAAAGGAGCUUGAAAAUAUAUGCACAGAGCAAGCAGCCAAAAUUGAGCAGCUAACUCAACUGUUGGAAGAAUACAAAGAUGGGAGAGAACAUGAAAUAGUACCAUUCGAGGAGCCUAGAAAUCUGAGGGACCAUACUUCAAGAGAUGGAAACAAACUUCUGGAGCACAGUGCAGGAGAACAUGAGCCUGAGGUUAUAAAGGAAAAAUGCGAAAUAAACGAAGUUCAGAAAUCGCGUAAUACCACAUACUUUGAUGUAAAUGAGAGAGAAGAGCUUCUUAAAGAAAUUGAAACUUUAAAAAGCAAGUUGCAGUCAAAUGUUGCUUGUUCUCCAAACAAGUCCACUGACAAGUUGAAGUCCUCUUUGUUGUCACAAUCCAUUCAACUCCGAAAAAGUAUAGAUUGCCGUAACAACACUGAAGAAGAGCUUGAGAAGGAAAGACAAAGGUGGACAGAAAUGGAAAGUGAAUGGAUAUGUUUAACUGAUGAACUAAGAAUUGACAUUGAAACUCACCGAAGACAUGCAGAGAAGGUGGAGAUGGAAUUGAAGUUGGAGAAGAAGUGCACUGAAGAGUUAGAUGAUGCACUUCACAGAGCUGUCCUUGGUCAUGCUAGAUUUGUUGAACACUACACGGAGCUUCAGGAAAAAUAUAAUGACUUGGCUGGGAAGCACCGAGCAAUCAUGGAAGGAAUUGCGGAGGUGAAAAGGGCAGCUAUCAAGGCAGGUGCAAAAGGUCAUGGCUCCCGUUUUGCCAAAUCUCUUGCUGCUGAACUUUCUGUACUUAGAGUGGAGAGGGAGAGAGAAAGAGAGUUCUUGAAAAGGGAGAACAAGAGUCUCAAGAUUCAGCUUAGGGACACUGCCGAAGCUGUACAUGCUGCUGGAGAAUUGCUUGUUAGGUUGAGAGAAGCCGAGCAGGCAGCCUCAGCUGCUGAGGAAAACUUCAGCACGGUUCGGGAAGAAAACGAGAAGUUGAAGAAGCAAAUUGAGAAGGUGAAGAGAAAACACAAGAUGGAGAUGGUCACCAUGAAGCAAUACCUUGCUGAGAGCAGGUUGCCAGAAUCUGCACUGAAACCGCUCUAUCGGGAGGAUUCCGAUAUCAGAAAUAACAGCACGAUCCCAGAUGAUGACCAGGCAUGGAGAGCUGAGUUUGGAGCAACAUAUCAGGAACAUUACUAUUGAUCAAGGAGCAUGCAUCAGAUCCUACUUUUGUCCUUGCAAUACAUGUGUCAUAUACAAUUCAUUUAGACUAUUGACUGGGCGCUGUUUGAUCAAUGAGCAUGCAUCAGAACAUUACUAUUGACUUGACACUGUUUGAUCAAUGAGCAUGCAUCAGAUCUUACUUGGGUCCUAGCAAUACAUAUAUGUGGUACACAAUUCAUUUAGACUUCUUAUUGUUUUAUUCAUUUUCAUCAGUUUCUUCUGUAUUCUUUAAGUGUGUUAUAUAAAUGAAG